CAAACCAUGGGAGGCUCCUCUCCUAGACUCUGCAUCCUGAAAGCCGCGUACCUAACAGCCUGCCAUCUGGUUGCAGGGACACACCCCCGGGGGAGGAGCUGCAAUCGUGUCUGGGGCCCCAGCCCAGGCUGACUGGAGCUCCUGUUUCCACAGCUCUGCUGCCUGCCUGGGGUACCAACAUGGCCCAGAAGCCUCCCGCCUGCACCCUGCAGCCCGAGUGUGUCCAGCAGCUGCUGGUUUGCUCCCAGGAGGCCAAGAAGUCAGCCUACUGCCCCUACAGUCACUUUCCCGUGGGGGCCGCCCUGCUCACCCAGGAGGGGAGAAUCUUCAAAGGGUGCAACAUAGAAAAUGCCUGCUACCCUCUGGGCAUCUGUGCUGAACGGACCGCUAUCCAGAAGGCCGUCUCAGAAGGGUACAAGGAUUUCAAGGCAAUUGCUAUUGCCAGUGACAUGCAAGAUGAUUUUAUCUCUCCAUGUGGGGCCUGCAGGCAAGUCAUGAGAGAGUUUGGCACCAACUGGCCCGUGUACAUGACCAAGCCGGAUGGUACCUAUGUUGUCAUGACGGUCCAGGAGCUGCUGCCCUCCUCCUUUGGGCCUGAGGACCUGCAGAAGACCCAGUGAUAGCCAGAGAAUGCCCACCGCCUGUGACAGCCACCUGGAGAACUUCACAAAGAUGUCUCACAGCCCUGGGGACACCUGCCCAGUGGGCCCCAGCCCUACAGAGGCUAGGCAGAGAUGAUGUUUCCCAAUUACACUCCAGCCCAGGCCAGCACCCCUCCUAGCAACCUACCUUGGGACUUAGAACCCCACCCCGCACCCCCAGCCACCUUGCCUUUCCUUCCUGUGGGUCCUCUUUCAAAGUCCAGCCUAGUCUGGACUGCUUCCCCAUCAGCCUCCCCAAGGUUCUGUCGUGUUCCGAGCAACUUUUCUAAUUAUAAACAUCACAGAACAUCCUGAAUC
Messenger RNA from Cercocebus atys (sooty mangabey), 959 nucleotides. It is a transcript of the gene CDA, whose product is annotated as cytidine deaminase. The record is from RefSeq and is a predicted model, not a curated record. Gene Ontology annotation, molecular function: cytidine deaminase activity; zinc ion binding. Gene Ontology annotation, cellular component: cytosol. The transcript has 4 exons. NCBI's taxonomy places the organism in Eukaryota, Metazoa, Chordata, Mammalia, Primates, Cercopithecidae. Bases 180 to 620 code for a protein of 146 amino acids.